AUGGUCUACGCCCAAUCAACAGACAGCAUCAAGCCCUCCCUCCUGUCCCUCCUCUCUCCCUCCUUUACCCUCCCCAUGACCUUUAACCUCUCAGACAAUGGCAACACCAGCUCAGCCACACCCUUCCUCUAUAACCACGAUGCCCUCUCCUCUUCCUCUUCCUCCUCCGGCCUCCAGAACACCACCCAGGUGUCGUAUGAACUCACCCCAGCGGAGGUGGCUGUUCUGGGGCUGGUGUUCAGUCUCCUGUGGCUGGUCUCCAUCCUGGGUAAUGCUCUAGUGUGUGUGGUGAUCCACCGUAGCAGAAGAAGUCAGUCCACUACUAACUACUUUGUGGUGUCCAUGGCCUGCGCUGAUCUGUUGUUGUCCCUGGGCUGUGCUCCCUUCAUCCUCCUCCAGGUGACCUGCGGAGGCUGGCCUCUCAGCGCUGCCGCCUGUAAGGCUGUUCGUUACCUGCAGCACCUGUGUCCUGGUGUCCAGGUGUAUGUUCUGCUGUCCAUCUGCGUGGACCGCUUCUACACCAUCGUGUACCCACUAAGUUUCAAGGUGUCCAGGGAGAAAGCGAAGAGGAUGAUCCUGGCCUCCUGGAUGUUGGACGCCGCUUUCGUCUCUCCUUGUCUUUUCUUCUACGGCUCGGAGGCGGCGGCGGCGGACGGGGGCGGGCACUGUGACUUCUUCCUGCCGGCGGGAAGCUGGGACGGCGUGGUGUACGGUUCCGCCCACCUGCUCCUGGGGUUGCUGGUCCCGGCCGUCCUCAUCGUGUGGUUCUACCAGCGUGUGGUCCGCUACAUCUGGAGGAUGGGCGCAGACGGACACACGGUCAGGAGAACCAUGAACAUCGUCCCCAGGACGAAGGUGAAGACCAUCAAGAUGUUUCUCAUGCUGAACGUGGUGUUCCUCGUCACCUGGACUCCCUUCUACGUGGUCCAGCUGUGGCACCCUAGUGAGGCCCCGGGCCCCAGCCGACAGGGGGCUCUGGUCUUCUGCUGUGUGGUGUGGGUGUCGUUCAGCUCCGCCGCCUCCAAACCGUCCCUCUACUCCGUCUACAACGCUAACUUCAGACGCGGCAUGAGGGAGACCUUCUGCACGUCCUCUAUGAAGUGUUACCGUAGCAACGCCUACACCAUCACCGCCAGCUCCCGCGUGGCCAAGAACAACUACGUGGGCGUGGUGGACGUCCCCGUGGCGACCAAGACGACGCUCACCAAAGACUCCGUCUACGACACGUUUGACCGCGAGGCCAAGGAGAAGAAGCUGGCCUGGCCAAUCAGAGCCAACCCUCCCAACACCUUCGUCUGA
Messenger RNA from Salvelinus namaycush (lake trout), 1299 nucleotides. It is a transcript of the gene gpr19, whose product is annotated as G protein-coupled receptor 19. Gene Ontology annotation, molecular function: neuropeptide receptor activity. Lineage: Eukaryota; Metazoa; Chordata; Actinopteri; Salmoniformes; Salmonidae. Gene Ontology annotation, biological process: G protein-coupled receptor signaling pathway. The transcript has a single exon. Gene Ontology annotation, cellular component: plasma membrane. The record is from RefSeq and is a predicted model, not a curated record. The coding region runs from base 1 to 1299 and encodes 432 amino acids.